AUGUCUUACACUUUGAAUGAGUUGUAUGGGGUUGAAAAGGGGGAGAAAAUUCUUGAGGAAGUGAAGCAUGAUCUCUUUGAAUUAUUUAAAGAGUAUAAAAAGAAGUAUGAUCCGGAAAAUGAGGUAAGUGCUAGCAUUGGAGUUCAAACAACUUCAACUUCAAGUUCCGAACAUGAAAGUAUUAGUACCAAGCCCGAAUCAAUUUUAAAAGCUAAGUUCAAGAAGCAAAAGUUAGCGACCGGGGGUUUUGCAAACAAAAAACCUGAACUUGAAAUUUACUUGAAUAAGGAUGUGCUCGAGGGAGAAGAAGAACUUGAUGUCCUAAAGUGGUGGAAAUCAAAUUUCGAACAUUUUCGGGUUCUUUCGAGGGUGGUUCGGGAUAUGUUGGGUGUUCCAAUAUCAGCCGUUGCAUCGGAGUCAGCCUUUAGCACCGGUGGGCAGGUCAGGGCGGAAGGGCCGAUGGGUCGACCUGAACCCUGUGUGCUCUACGCGCACACGUUUGUUCAUCCGCACCUCGAUGAAUAUGUCGACGAGGUGGUAUUUUCGGAGCCUGUAGUCAUCACAGCCUGUGAGUUCCUUGAGCAGAAUGCUUCCUCAUUAUGUACUGCAGUGAAGCUUGUCGGGGGCACUUCACCUCCUUCAUUUGCUCUGGAAGUUUUUAUUCACUGUGAAGGAGAGACGAGAUUUAGGCGUUUGUGCUUGCCUUGUUUGUACUCUCAUUCGUCAUCAAAUGUGCUUGAGAUUGAGGCUGUGGUUACAAAUCAUUUGGUUGUGAGAGGCAGCUACCGCAGCCUGAGCAUGGUCAUAUAUGGGAACACAGCGGAAGAUCUUGGCCAGUUUAACAUAGAUGUUGAUCUAGACAGCUCACUGACUGAUACUGUUAGUGCUGUUGAGGGAAACCUGGAAGAUCUGCCUCCUGCUUUUCAUCCCAAUAUGUCCACAAUUAAGGAACUCAUAUCGCCCUUGAAGAUAUUAUCUCGACCGGCAGCUGUCUUGGAUAUUCCGUCUGAAUUAAGAAGAUUCCUGGUGUUAGUUUUUAAAAGUUUGGACUCUCAGAACCUGGGUGAAGCAGCGGAUAAAGUUAUCAGCUCAUUGUUAUUGGUGGCCUCAAAGUAUAGAACCCGUGGCCCAUCUCACGAGCAUGUUGAUCCAAAGCAGCUGGUGCCUGGUACUGUGAUUAGUGGUUUGGAUGAUCGCACUCUUAUUGAAGCAGAAGAAGAAGUUUUGGGUCUAUAUAAUAAACUUCAAAAUGAAUCUGGGGAGCUAUCCGCCGAACUUUCAGCAGAAAGCUUGUUUCUUGAUUCCAAGGAAGAUGGUGUUACUUCUAAAGAACUGGUGGAAAUUUUACACCAGCAUUUUGAUUUUUCUGGCGGCAUUGGAAAUGUGGGAUAUUUACAUAUUUCACAGAAUAAGAAUACAAUUCUGUGGUUGAGCAUGGCAACUUUGUUCUGCUCUGCUAGGGAGAGUUGUUUUCACUUUGUUAACUCUGGUGGCAUGACGCAGCUGGGAUAUGUUUUUGCUAACCGAAUGAAAAAUUCUACUACUCUUGCAUUGUUGCUUCUUGGAGUCAUUGAGCGAGCUACUUCGCAUUCAGUUGGAUGUGAAGGUUUUCUAGGAUGGUGGCCUCGGGAAGAUGAAAGAAUACCAGACGGCACUAGUGAAGGGUAUAAUCAGUUGUUGAAGAUGUUGUUGGAGAAUCAGAGGCAUGAUGUUGCCUCCCUUGCAACUUAUUUACUUCAUCGCAUGCGUCUUUAUGAAGUUGCUUGUAGAUAUGAGUGCAUAGUAUUAUCCAUACUAGAGGGCAUAUCAGCUGUUGGCCAAGUCACAAAUUCUACAGUGGAUAUGCUUGCGAGUGCUAAAGUGCAACUAAAGAAACUGCUGAAAUUGAUACAGCUGAGUGGUCCAAUUGAUGAUCCUUCUCCAACAGCUGCGGCAAGCAGAUUUUUUAUCCUUGGUGAUACUGGACAGUUGGCAUAUAAGACAACCGUUGUCUUGAUUAAUCAAUCAAAUUGUGGCUUUUUGAAUUGGGACAUAGACGCACAUUUACUUUCCCUUUUGAAGGAGAGAGGCUUCCUUCCCUUAUCAGCUGCUUUGCUAUCAUCUUCUGUUUUACGAUCUGAAACAGGGCAUGCAACAGACUUGUUUUUGGACAUUGUAUUGCAUAUUGAAGCAAUAAUUCUAUUGCUGCUUUUUUGUCGCUCAGGAUUAAAUUUCCUUUUACACGACCUUGAAGUCUCUUCAACCAUUAUCCAUGCUUUGCGUGGUGUCGAGGGUGUUCAGAAGGAAGAUUUGCUUUCACUUCGUUUUGCAUAUGUCUUGAUGUCUAAAGGGUUUUUUAUUUCCCCAAAGGAAGUUGGACAGAUAGUUGAGAUGCAUAUGAGAGCAUUAAUUGCCAUAGAUAGCUUAUGUAAGUUGACCCCAAACACUGAAGAGUUUUUAUGGGUGCUUUGGGAUCUCUGUCGUCUCGCCAGGUCAGAGUGUGGACGUCAGGCUCUAUUGGUUUUGGUGAAUUUCCCCGAGGCUCUCAAAGUCUUAAUGGCUGCUUUACAUUCUGGAAGGGAACUUGAUCUUGUUUCUUUGAGCACUGGAUUGUCACCUUUAAACCUUGCAAUCUUUCACGCCGCUGCUGAGAUUUUUGAAGUUAUUGUAACCGAUUCUACUGCAACUUCUCUGAGAUCUUGGAUUAACCAUGCGAAGGAACUGCAUAUAGCCUUGCAUUCCUCCUCCCCAGGUUCCAACAAGAAAGAUGCUCCUGCACGGCUGCUGGAGUGGAUAGACGCUAGUGUAGUUUACCAUAGAAAUGGUGCAAUUGGACUAUUACGAUACGCUGCUGUUUUGGCUUCUGGAGGAGAUGUUCACAUGGCCUCAGACAGUGUUUUGGCUUCUGAUAUGAUGGAUGUCGAUAAUGUUGUAGGGGAAUCUUCCAAUAGUUCUGAUGGCAGUGUUGUUGAUAAUCUAAUUGGAAAACGGAUAACUGAGAAGGAUUUUCCUGGUGUCAUUCUUCGUGACUCCUCCAUAGCCCAGCUGACUACAGCAAUUCGAAUUUUGGCAUUCCUUUCGGAUAAUUCGGUUGUUGCUGCAACUCUCUAUGAUGAAGGUGCUGUUAUGGUCAUCCAUGCUGUUUUGAUCAAUUGCAGACAAAUGCUGGAGAGGUCAUCCAAUAUUUAUGAUUAUCUUGUUGAUGAGGGUGGAGAGAGCAGUUCAACAUCUGAUUUGCUUAUAGAACGUAAUCGAGAAAAGAGUUUGCUCGAUCUUCUGAUACCUUCGAUGGUUCUGCUGAUCAAUUUGUUACGGAAGUUGCAGGAAGUGAAAGAGCAACACAAGAACACAAAAAUGUUGAAUGCACUCAUACAGUUGCACCGAGAAGUGAGCCCUAAGUUAGCUGCCUGCACAACAGAGUUAUCUCAUUCUUGCCCUGAGUUUGUGCUUGGUUUUGGAGCUGUUUGCCAUCUUAUUGCAUCUGCACUAGCAUGUUGGCCAGUUUACAGCUGGACUCCCGGCCUUUUUCAUUUUGUCUUGGACGGUCUUCACGCAACUUCAUCAUUGGCACUGGGUCCCAAGGAAACUUGCAGUUUACUUUGCCUGCUGAAUGAUUUGUUUCCGGAUGAAAGUAUUUGGCUAUGGAAGAAUGGGAUGCCAAUGCUGAGCCCCUUGAGAGCAAUUGCCUGUGGUACAAUACUGGGCCCAGAAAAAGAGAAACAAAUCAAUUGGUAUCUGAAUCCUGGAAAUCCUGAGAAGCUAGUUUCUCAAUUGUCUCCACAACUUGCGAAACUUGGAGAGAUUAUUUUACAUUGUGCUGUCAGUAUGUCAGUUGUCAUACAAGAUGCUCUACGUGUGUUGGUGAUUCGGAUUGCAUAUCUGAAUCUUGAUUAUGCUUCACAAAUGGUGAAACCUAUAAUAUCAUGGAUCAGUCAUUGCCUCUCAGAAGUAUCAACAUUAUCUGAUGUGGAUGCUUACAAGGUUGUCAAGAACACUUACGAUUUCUGUCAUUCUUGUCAUCUUGUGCCAAUGUUUGUCCCUAUAAUUUCAAUUCUUUGUGUUUCUGUACAGGUUCACCAAUUACUGAAGUUUGUUGCUAUCUUAUUGGAGCAUCCAUAUGCUAAGCCGCUACUGCUGAAAGCGGAUGCCUCCCAGAUGUUUAAGAAAGUGCUCCAGAAGUGUAUUGAAGCGGCCAACUAUGAUGCUAGGUUGGCCCAGGAAUACCCAAAAUAUGAAUUUUCACAUCUUACUUGGUGUGUUCCGGUGUUCCAGUCAAUCUCAUUGAUUAAUGACGGCCGGGCAUCAAUGAAGUAUCCUGGAGCACACGACAGGAAAGUUCCGGAUAGUUUUACAGAUGAAGAAUGCGUCACAUUCUGUUCAUAUCUCGUUCGAUUUUGCAUGGUUUUGCCACUUGGGAAAGAAUUACUUGCCUGUUUGUCUGCCUUGAAAGACAUGGUUUGUUACUCUGAAGGCCAAAAUGCUUUACUCACUGUGGUGAAGCAUAUUCAGUUAUUUGCAGUUCAGGACUCUGAGCCUCAGACUAAACAUACAGCCAAUGCUAAUUGGGGUGUUAUAUGUGCAUCUGAGUGGGGACAUCCUCCAAUGUUAUGCUGCUGGACCAAUUUGAUAAGGUUGUUUGAAUCUAAUGAUGUUCCUGCCAUAGAAGUUGCUGAAGCAUUGUACUUGCUAGCUUCAGGCAUGUUGGGCUUUUGUAUGGAUGGGGAAAGUGUGAAACCAGAGAAGGUUGCUGCUAUGAAAUUGCUUUUUGGCAUGAAGAGUGAUGCUUCUUCAGAAAGCUUUGUCGAAAAUAACCUAAAGCACAUUGAGGAGCUCACAAAUGUUUUACUAGAAUCCAAUAUGGACUUUGAAUCUGCAUCUCACGAUCUUCCGACACUGCAUCAGAUCAAGGAGACAUUGAAGUUGUUGCUUCGUUUGUUGCAAACAUCCUCUAGCACCACAACAGAUGAAUCACAUCCCGACAUUGCCAGCGCUUAUGCCUCCUUAUCUGCUCGGCCCGUCUCCACAAGGGUACACAAAUUCUCAUACAAAAGCAAGGAUCGCAUGGAAGACUACAUCCCAGAUGAGCUCGGCUCCACCUUCUCCUGGGAGUGCCCCGAGAAUCUCCGCAGCCGAAUGACUCAGACGGGCCUCUCGGCCAAGAGAAAAGUAUCUUCACUGGACCCGCCCAACCGGCUCACACGCGGAGACAAUUCCGCACCAGAGCCCGCCUCACGUGGGCCCGCAACCCCAUCCCUCUCCCUCCAAGGCCCAACUCGCAGGGACACUUUUCGGCAGCGCAAGCCCAACACCAGCCGGCCCCCCUCAAUGCAUGUGGACGACUAUGUCGCCAGAGAGCGCAACACUGAUGGCGCCAGUCCCAACGUGAUUGCCAUCCCUCGGAUCGGGUCCUCAAGUGGCCGUCCGCCGUCCGUCCACGUGGACGUCUUCAUGGCCCGACAGAAAGAGCGCCAGCACAUCGCAGGUGCUUCCAACGACUCACCGGCACAGUCCAAGGCAGCUGAUGUUGACAACAAAUCGAACAAAUCACAGUCAUUGAAACCCGACCUGGAUGACGACCUCCAGGGGAUUGACAUCGUAUUCGAUGCCGAGGAGGCCGAGCCGGACGACAAGCUGCCUCUACCGAUCGGACCUCCCAGGACGAUUGAUUCGUCUGGUUCUUCAAGUAGGUUCCCUGUUGACUCGCGGGUGCCGCCGCAGCCGAACUUGUACCCCAACAAGGCAUCUGUGCAGCAAAGCGGGCCUGUUGCGGUGGGCUCCACGGGGUUUGGGGUUUUCUAUGACCACAAGUUUCCUUUGAGUCAACCUCCCCUGCCCCCAAUGCCGCCUCCCCCAACUGUCUCGCCUGUGAUGUCUCAGAAUAUGGAUCCUGUUAUGGCGCCAGCUCAGUUUCUACCGGGAUACCAUGUUCCGUCAGAGUACAUGUCUUCCAUGACAAGCAGUUCAUCAUCGCCGGCAAUCUCAACCUCAAUGCCUGAUAUGAAAUUCGGACGUCAAUCUCUCUCUUCCCCUUUGGGGCCCACCACCAGACCGCCUCCUCCACUCCCUCCUACCCCACCCCCUUAUUCCUCAAACUCUUCACUGAAGAACUCCGCCUCGCCAUCCCCACAGUAUUUCCCAACCGUCCGCAACACCACCGACCUUCAGCAGGCCUCGGCCCAGCGUCUGCUUUUCCGACCCGGCUCCAUGCCUGUUAACCUUUAUGCCAGCAACUUAGUUCCACAUCCAGGGGACAACUUACCCAGCAUCCCCCAAAAUCUUCCGGUGUCCCUGCCUUCACUUCACCCCAUACCGAAUCUUACUCAGUUACAGCCCUUGCAGCCGCCACAAAUCUCUCGACCUCCACCUCAGCACCUCAGGCCACCUGUUCAGUCCUCACAGCCCGAUCAGGGGGUAUCUUUAUUGCAAGCCUCGUUACAAAUUCCAACUCAACCGUCUCAGGUGGUACAGCAGCCCCAGGUGUCACCUGCACAUGCAUACUAUCAAACCCCACCACAGGAGAGCACAUCACAUUCUCUGCCCCAGCAGACAUCUGGGGGAUCAACGUCCCAGCCACAAGAUUCAGGGAUGUCUCUACAAGAUUUUUUUAGGUCACCUGAAGCUAUUCAGUCUCUUUUGAGUGACCGGGACAAACUCUGUCAGCUUCUGGAGCAACAUCCAAAGUUGAUGCAGAUGUUACAGGAGCGACUCGGUCAAUUGUAG
This is a messenger RNA of Striga hermonthica, 6699 nucleotides long. The record is from the annotation of a GenBank genome assembly. NCBI's taxonomy places the organism in Eukaryota, Viridiplantae, Streptophyta, Magnoliopsida, Lamiales, Orobanchaceae.